Molecule: messenger RNA, 1614 nt
Organism: Colius striatus (speckled mousebird)
Lineage: Eukaryota; Metazoa; Chordata; Aves; Coliiformes; Coliidae
Gene: MMP23B
Product: matrix metallopeptidase 23B
Exons: 8
Coding region: 19-1221 (400 amino acids)
Biological process (GO): proteolysis; extracellular matrix organization; collagen catabolic process
Cellular component (GO): extracellular matrix
Molecular function (GO): zinc ion binding; metalloendopeptidase activity
Source: RefSeq, a predicted model, not a curated record
GAGGUGUUAAGGAACACCAUGGAUCAAACAGAACAACUUUCUGCAAACAGAAGGAAGAGCUUCCACUGGGUUGAUGAGAAAAAGAGCCAUGGCUGUAGAACAGUGGUGGGAUUUUUGUGCAUAUUCCCCGUGGUGGCUUUGCUGGCUAUUGUGGGAGCUCCAGCUGGAGCUGCAGUGGAAGAAAGUCAGGAAGAUGCUGCAUCACCUGCUCUUCAUGGAGCGAGUGCCUCUGCUUUGCACAGUCCAACUUUCCCACCUCGGCCUCCAGCACGGAGAAGGCGAUACACCAUCACACCAGGGCACCUGAAAUGGGACCACUUCAACCUCACAUACAAAAUCCUGUCCUUCCCAAGGAACCUCCUGAACGCCAGGGACACCCGCAGGGGACUGGCAGCCGCCUUCCGCAUGUGGAGCGAAGUUUCCCCCUUCAGCUUCAGAGAAGUGCCACGGCACGUGGACAGUGACCUCAAAAUAGGCUUCUACUCCAUCAACCACACAGACUGCCUGGAGUCUCUCAUUCACCACUGCUUCGAUGGCACCACGGGGGAGCUUGCCCAUGCCUUCUUCCCACCCAACGGGGAAAUCCACUUCGACGACCACGAGUACUGGAUCCUGGGCAACACCCGCUUCAGCUGGAGGAAAGGUGUUUGGCUUACAGACCUGGUCCAUGUGGCAGCUCAUGAAAUAGGACAUGCCUUAGGCCUCAUGCACUCCCUGAACCCCAGUGCCCUCAUGCACAUCAACGCCACCUUGACUGGGAAAAAGACCAUCUCUCAAGAUGAAGUGUGGGGAAUCCACAGACUCUACGGCUGUAAGGACAGAUUGUUCAUGUGCCCGUCCUGGGCACAGAAGGGUUUCUGUGAGAAGCGCAGGAAGCUGAUGAAGAAGCACUGUCCCUCCACCUGUGACUUCUGCUACGAAUUCCCGUUCCCAACAGUGCCCCCGACCCUGCCCCCACCCAGGACAAAGACCAAGACCGUGUCUGAAGGCAGGAACGUCACCUUCCGCUGUGGGCAGAAGAUAAUCCACAAAAAAGGCAAAGUUUACUGGUACAAAGAUAAGGAGCUUCUGGAAUACUCCUACCCAGGUUACUUGUCCUUAAAUGAAGAUCACAUGAGCAUCAUUGCAAAUGCCAUCAAUGAGGGAACUUACACUUGUAUAGUGAAGAAGAAAGAAAGAAUCUUGACUACUUAUUCCUGGAGAAUCCGACUGAAGCACUAACAAGGGCCCUGCAACAAGCCCUCCAGCCACUCCUCCUUCUGCUUCAAAUGCAAAACACUUCUUUGGCAUUUUACAUUUAAGCUCCAGUUGUGCAGAUGACAAAUGAGCUUCUCCACCAGCUGCUUCCACACCUCGGGCAAAAGAGCCUCUGAGCCCGACUGCUGGAAUGUGAAACUUUUCCAAGCCAGUGGUAUGAUGAAGGAUUUGUCAGGUUUGUGCUGUACAGACAAUUAAAUGGGUUUUUUCCUAAAGUCCAGUGUCAGGUUGUGCAGCUGGACUCUGGAUCACUGCUGCAGAGAACAACACAACUCUUCAUCGAGCCCAGGGAUGACCAGAGCGAUGGCUCAGCUGUGCUGGAGGCAGAGGGACGGGGAGGAAAGCACCAGGUGUGCU